UGAAAACUGACAUUCUGAAUUAUCUUAGAAUAAAAAUGGAGAAUUUGUUUCCACAAGUUGAAAAUGAAGAGACAUGUUCAUCACAUUCACAUCGAUGCAUAUGGGUAAAUGGUCCUAUAAUAAUAGGGGCAGGACCUUCAGGAUUAGCAACAGCAUCAUGUCUGAAACAACAAAAUGUACCAUUCAUUCUCCUUGAAAGAUCAAAUUGCAUAGCAUCACUAUGGCAAAACAGAACCUAUGACAGAUUAAAACUUCACCUCCCAAAACAAUUUUGUCAAUUACCAAACUUUCCAUUCCCACAACACUUUCCUCAAUACCCAACAAAGAAACAGUUCAUAAACUACCUUGAAUCAUACGCUAAGCGAUUCGAAAUCAACCCGAGAUUCAACGAGUGUGUUAAAUCAGCUAGAUAUGAUGAAACAAGUGGAUUGUGGAGAGUUAAGAGUUGUGUUUUGAAUGAAAAUGAAGUUGAGUAUAUUUGUAGGUGGCUUGUGGUUGCUACUGGUGAGAAUGCAGAGUGUGUUGUUCCUGAUAUUGAAGGUUUCAGUGAAUUCAAUGGUGAAAUUUUACAUGCUUGUGAUUAUAAAUCAGGGGAAGCUUUUAGAGGGAAGAAAGUUUUGGUUGUUGGUUGUGGUAAUUCUGGAAUGGAACUCUCACUUGAUCUUUCUAAUCAUAAUGCUUCACCUUCUAUUGUUCUUCGUAGCUCUGUUCAUGUGUUGCCUAGAGAAGUGUUUGGGAAAUCAACAUUUGAAAUGGCAGUUAUGAUGAUGAAAUGGUUACCAAUAUGGGUAGUUGACAAGAUAUUGUUGAUGUUGGCAUGGUUAGUGUUUGGAAACAUAGAGAAAUAUGGACUUAAAAGGCCAUUGGAGGGUCCAUUGGAGAUGAAGAACAAAAAGGGUAAGACACCUGUUUUGGAUAUUGGAACUUUGGACAAAAUUAGAUCUGGUCAUAUCAAAGUAGUGCCAGGAAUUAAGAGGUUCACCAAUGCUUCUGUUGAACUUAUUAAUGGUCAAUUCACUCAUGUUGAUGCUGUUAUUCUUGCUACUGGAUAUCGUAGCAAUGUCCCUUCUUGGCUUCAGGAAGGUGAAUUUUUCUCAAAAGAUGGAUUUCCAAAGUCACCAUUUCCAAAUGGUUGGAAAGGAAAUGUUGGACUUUAUGCUGUUGGAUUUACAAGGAGAGGCCUCUCUGGUUCUUCAUAUGAUGCUAUCAAAAUUGCUCAAGAUAUUGCUCUAGUUUGGAAACAAGAAACUAACCAAAAGAAACAACACAUCACUGCUUGCCAUAGACGUUGCAUUUCACAAUUCUAGUGUUGUUUCUUCUGUAUAUAAUAAAUAAAUAACAAUAUCUUUGUAAAAAUACACAGAACAAAAUAUACUAGAUAGCAUAUAGAUAGAGCCAGCCCUCUCCAUAGGCCCAAGUUUUUGAUUUUGUUCUUGUUUUUGGGCCUUUCUUUUCAAGACCAAGGAUGAUGAGGCUUUCUUUACUUCAAUCUUUUUUUUAGGUAAUUAUACAUGUAAUAACACACUUCAUUAAUAAAGUUAAUUUACAAAGUUUCAA
Cicer arietinum (chickpea) is the source of this 1557-nucleotide messenger RNA. RefSeq names its product probable indole-3-pyruvate monooxygenase YUCCA5. Gene Ontology annotation, biological process: auxin biosynthetic process. Gene Ontology annotation, molecular function: flavin adenine dinucleotide binding; NADP binding; N,N-dimethylaniline monooxygenase activity. Lineage: Eukaryota; Viridiplantae; Streptophyta; Magnoliopsida; Fabales; Fabaceae. The record is from RefSeq and is a predicted model, not a curated record.